Acytostelium subglobosum LB1 is the source of this 282-nucleotide messenger RNA. RefSeq lists its product as hypothetical. The coding region runs from base 1 to 282 and encodes 93 amino acids. NCBI's taxonomy places the organism in Eukaryota, Evosea, Eumycetozoa, Acytosteliales, Acytosteliaceae. The transcript has 2 exons. The record is from RefSeq and is a predicted model, not a curated record.
AUGUCUGUUGACUCGAUAUGGACAGUUUGCGAGAGAUCAAUGUACUCUUAUGAGAUGUGUCGCAUUGAGAAACCAGAGUCAGAGUGUCUGCGGUUUGCCGCUGCAGUAUCUGGUUGUACACAAAGAGUUAUGGAGGAAUUGAUGAUUGACUGCUCCAGCGAGUUGAAUGAUGCCGUUAGAUGUAUGGACACGAAUGGAAGUACAAAGAAGUGCGAUAAAGAGAGGAUAGAGCUGACGAACUGCUUCAAGGUUAAGUCAUUCGACAAGUUCCAAGGCGAAUAA